Molecule: messenger RNA, 633 nt
Organism: Oppiella nova
Lineage: Eukaryota; Metazoa; Arthropoda; Arachnida; Sarcoptiformes; Oppiidae
Source: the annotation of a GenBank genome assembly
AUGUCGUUUUACGGAGGUCUGGACCGGACUAACCUGGCUUAUACCAACCUAGUGACAACUAUAUACCAACACUCCCAGUACAACAUACCGGCCAAAUCGCAUGACUACGACUACACUGUACUCCGACUCCAGGAUAAGAUCCAGACGGCAGCCAAUGUCAAGACCAUUGAGUUGAUCGACGCGUCACCGGCGGCCGGAUCUAAGGCUCAGUUGACUGGUUGGGGGCUGACUGUCGGCAACAACCAGAACUCAUCGCCCGCUAAACUACAGUACGCGGAGUUCAGUAUAAUUACUCGCGAGGAAUGCCAACGAAGAAGUAAUAAUGUCUUCACAGAACCGCCGACAAUCACCACAAGAAUGGUUUGCGCCGAGAAUAAGGCCGCUUCCGGUUGUAAUGGUGAUUCCGGUGGACCCCUAGUAGUCGGUGGCAAACUGGCGGGCAUAGUCUCGUGGGGCGCCGGCGGUUGUCCCACUGACACCACAAUAUACCCCACAGCCUAUGCAGAUGUGGGCACUCUGAGGACAUGGCUGCUGUCAAAUAUAGUCUAAAUCGGAUGCAAAUGGAAAUCAACGGCUUAUUAACGGACCAUUCAAUUGAAACAAUCGCUUAUUAAUUAAUAACUUUAUUUAUGA